CGGGGCGGAGCGGCCGCCCCGAGCCCUAUAAAGCGGGAGGCGGCGGCGCCGGUGCCGCAGCGAGGGCGGCGGUCAGGAUGAGCCUGAUGCUGGAGACGCUGCUGGGCCCCCCCGGGGGGCUCCGCAAGGAGCCGAGCCGCGUUCCCCCGCGCUCCGCCGCCUCCAGCGGCUUCCACUCGUGGUCGGGCCCGGUGGUGGGACGAGCCCGGAGCGUGGGGGGCGGCGGCAGCGCGGCCGCUUCUUCCACCGAGAGCCUGGACUCUCUGAACGGCGAACCGCGGGCGCGGAACGAGAAGGAGCUGCUGCAGGUGCUGAACGAUCGUUUCGCCGGCUACAUCGAGCGGGUGCGGGCGCUGGAGCAGCAGAACCGGGCGCUGGCGGCGGAGGCGGCGGCGCUGCGGCAGCAGCAGGCGGGACGCUCGGCCAUGGGCGAGCUGUACGCGCGGGAGCUGCGCGACAUGCGGGGCACGGUCCUGCGCCUGGGAGCCGAGAAGGGGCAGCUGCGGCUGGAGCGGUCGCGCCUGGCCGAGGACGUGGCCGCGCUGCAGGGGCGGCUGGAGGAGGAGGCUCGGCAACGGGCUGAGCUGGAGGCGGCGGCCCGCGGGCUGUCCCAGCGCUCGGCGCAGGAGGAACGGGCUCGGGGGCCGCUGGAGGAGCGGGCCCGAGCCCUGCGGGAGGAGGCGGAGUUGCUGCGGCGGCAGCACCGGGCCGAGGUGGGCGCGCUGCUGCGCGGGGCCCGCGCCGAGGCCCCCGCCGAGCCCCCCGCUGCCCUGCGCCCCGGCGUCACCGCCGCCCUGCGCGACCUGCGCGCCCAGCUGGAGGGCACGGCCGCCCGCAGCACUCUGCAGGCCGAGGAGUGGUUCCGCGUGAGGCUGGACAAGCUCUCAGAGGUGGCCAAGGUGAACACAGACGCCAUCCGCCUGGCCCAGGAGGAGAUCUCCGAGUACCGGCGGCAGCUCCAGGCCAAGAGCACCGAGCUGGAAGCUCUCAAAGGGACCCAGGAGUCGCUGGAGAGGCAGAGGCAGGAUGCAGAGGAGCGCCAUCAGGCUGAUGUCCUCUCCUACCAGGAAACCAUCCAGCAGCUUGAUAGUGAGCUGAGGAACACCAAGUGGGAGAUGGCAGCUCAGCUCCGGGAGUACCAGGAUCUGCUCAACGUCAAAAUGGCCCUGGACAUUGAAAUUGCUGCUUAUAGGAAGCUCUUGGAAGGGGAGGAAUAUCGGAUUGAAUCUGGCUUUGGGAUGCUCUCCUUCCCCGAGGUGGCUCCCAAGGCUCCCAGCAUCACCACCAACAUCAAGGUGAAGAGUGAGGACAAGAUCAAGGUGGUGGAAAAAUCUGAGAAGGAGACAGUGAUUGUGGAGGAGCAGACAGAAGAAAUCCAGGUGACUGAGGAGGUCACAGAGGAGGAAGAUGCUGAGAAAGAGGCUGAAGAGGAGAAAGCUGAGGAGGAGGAAGAGGAGAAAGCUGAAGCAGAGGGUGAAGAGGAAGCCAAGUCUCCUGCUAAAGAGGUCAAGUCUCCAGAGAAACCAGAGUCCCCCUCAAAGGAGGAGGCCAAGAGCCCAGCUGUGAAGUCCCCAGAGAAACCUGCAACUCCCUCAAAGGAGGAGGCCAAGAGCCCAGCUGUGAAGUCCCCUGAGAAACCUGCAACUCCCUCAAAGGAAGAGGCCAAGAGCCCAGCUGUGAAGUCUCCAGAGAAACCCUCAACCCCCUCAAAGGAGGAGGCCAAGAGCCCAGCUGUGAAGUCUCCAGAGAAACCCUCAACCCCCUCAAAGGAGGAGGCCAAGAGCCCAGCUGUCAAAUCCCCAGAAAAGCCCCUGAUUCCCUCAAAGGAGGAAGCCAAAACCCCAGUGGUGAAGUCCCCAGAGAAGCUUGUGCCUCCUUCAAAAGAAGGGGCCAAGACCCCUACAGUAAAGUCCCCAGAGAAACCCCCAACCCCCUUGAAAGAAGAGGCCAAGACCCCAGCUGUAAAGUCUCCAGAGAAACCUGCAACUCCCUCUAAGGAGGAAGCCAAAGCCCCAUCUGUCAAAUCCCCAGAGAAACCUCCAACCCCCUCAAAGGAGGAGGCCAAGGCCCCAGCUGUGAAGUCCCCAGAGAAGCCCCCAGCCCCAUCAAAGGAGGAGCCCAAGACCCUGACUGUGAAGUCCCCUGAGAAAGUCAAAUCUCCUGUGAAGGAGGAGAGCAAGUCUCCCCAGAAGGAAGCUGCUCCAGCCAAGGAGCCCACCCCCUCCCCUCCAAAGGAGCCAAAAGCCCCUGCAAAGGAAGAGCAGCCCAAGGAGGAGAAGGCUCCUUCCAAGCCUGGAGCUGAGGAGGGCAGGAAAGAGGAAGUUCCCAAGAAGGAUGUUCCAGCCAAGGUGGAGGAGAAGCCCAAAGAGAAAGCAGUUGCUGCACCAGAGCCUCCAGCCCCACAGGUGAAGGAGACCCCCAAACCAGUCCCCAAACCUGGGGGAGAAGGAAAAGCUGAGAAGGAGACUCCCCCAAAACCUCAGCAGGAUGUCAGCAAAGCAGCUGCAAAGGAGGCUGAGAAGCCAAAGGCUGAGGAGAAGGUGGAGGAGCCCAAGAAGAAGGUGGAGGAGCCCAAGAAGAAGGUGGAGGAGCUCAAGAAGGAGAAGGUGGAGGAGCCCAAAGCUACAGCAAAACCCAAAGAGGAGCCCAAAGCCAGUAAAGAGCUCCCCAAGGCCGAGGCCCCCUCCAGCAAGGAGGGCAAAGCCCCUGAGCCAGCACCUGCUGUGGGGAAGAAGUGAGCAGGGCCCCAGGCACUGAGGGGCACAGGAGCUGCUCCACUGCCCUCCCAGGGCCCCUGGGCUGGGCUUUACCUUCACACUAUGCCCGUGAGAUGCAGCCCCUGGCUGCUUUUUGGCUGACAGCUUCCCCAGCAGCCACAUUUACACACUUGAAUUGUAACCAAGGAGAGGAGGCAGCAGGGGAACCACCUGCCCUUCUCCACUAAGUGCAUUUAGUUAUUGUAUGGAGGAUGCAAUGCAAAGCUCUUGCUGCUUUGGGAGGGGGGGGCUGGCAGAGCCCUCCCCAAGGGCUGGGGAGGAGGAGGGUCCCUCUGAGUGGUGCCCCAGGCUGCAGAGGGCUUGGGGAGGGGGUGGGGAGAGGCUGGGCACUGCAGGAACACUCCCAGUCACACUGUGCACUAGGAAUCUCAGCCCACUGUUAUUUGCUUUCUGUGCAAUAACCAAAUA
Messenger RNA from Colius striatus (speckled mousebird), 3185 nucleotides. RefSeq names its product neurofilament heavy chain (gene NEFH). NCBI's taxonomy places the organism in Eukaryota, Metazoa, Chordata, Aves, Coliiformes, Coliidae. Gene Ontology annotation, molecular function: structural constituent of postsynaptic intermediate filament cytoskeleton. The transcript is spliced from 4 exons. The record is from RefSeq and is a predicted model, not a curated record. Gene Ontology annotation, biological process: axon development. Gene Ontology annotation, cellular component: neurofilament; axon. Bases 78 to 2738 code for a protein of 886 amino acids.